UACAGCCAUCCCGAUGGUGUCAGAAUGUUCUCCAGACUUAUUACCAAUAAAAAAGAGUAGAAAACAAGACUAGCAUCUGUCAAAUGGGGCUCCCUCUCCAUUCCUGUCUACACACCUUUCCUUUGGGUGGAGAAGAAGAGGAGAAUAGCAUGAAAAGUGCAAAAUGUUUCAAAUUCCUGUUCAAAAUCUUGAUAAUAUCAGGAAGGCUCGAAAAAAGGUGAAGGGCAUUCUUGUGGAUAUUGGGCUUGACAGCUGCAGGGAAUUGUUGAAGAAUCUUAAGAGUUUUGACCCAGGUGAAAAGUACUUUUCCAACACUUCAUGGAGUGAUGUGUCUCUAUGGGAGGCCGUGGGCAAAAGAAAGAGAUACAGAACCAAGCCGUACUGCUGUAGCUUAUGCAAGUUCUCUUCCAAAUUGCUUACUUCGUUCAAGAAUCACUUGCACCGUUACCAUGAAGAUGAAAUGGACCAAGAGUUGUUGGUUCCUUGCCCAAAAUGUGCAUUUGCUUCUGAUCCCAAAAUAGUGGGAAAACAUAUCCGGAUGUUUCACUCAUCUAACAAGAGAAUACAGAACUAUACGGUCAGCAUUUUGGAUGGCAUGAAACAAUUCAGGAGUGACAUCAUAAACUUUAUGUGUCUAAAAUGUCACUUUACAGACACAUUAUAUUACAAUAUGAAAAAACAUGUGCUGAUGAACCAUUUUGAAAAUCUAAUAAGUGUCUAUUUUGGCCUGAGACUCGAGGAAAAAGAAAAGAAAUCUUUUGAGCACUUCUGCAAGAAAUGCAAUGCUUCCGCAAACAGCCGAGAUUCUUUAAUGUAUCAUGUCUUGACAUCUGAAACGCACAGGGACCUGGAGAACAAGCUCCGAUCUUUGAUUUCGGAGCACAUUAGGAAGCCAGGGCUCGUGAAGCAGAUGCAUAUUGCUCCGAAGCCUCCCGCAGCGGUGGCUGUGGCUGCUCACGUCCCGUUGGUGCCCAGCAACCUUCCUGUAGGUCAGAACGCUGUUAACAUCCAGCCGCCGCCGUCGCAACCUAUCAUUGUUUCCCACAGACUCCCUCUCAACAAUUCUGUGGGGGCCCUAAACAGAGCCGUGGCCCCUGCAGUUCUCCCGCUUAAUCCACCCGUGAGGCCUGGGCUUUUCCCCAUCAACCAGCCCAUUGGUGCUAUAAGUGCUCCCGUGGCAGCUGGAGCUGUGCCUGUGGCGCAGCCUGUUAGCCCCAUCAACCAGCCGGUCGCACCAGGAGUUCUUGCCGUGAACCCCUCGCCGGGCACUGUGAACAGGCCCCUGGGUCCCCGGGUGCUGCCUGUGGCGCAGACUGUUGCCUCGGGCGUUCUCCAGCUCAACCAGCCCGUUGCGCCUGGCGUGGUUCCCGUGAGGCAGCCUGUCAGGCCGGGCUUCCUUCAGCUCAACCAGCCUGUCGACCCGGGCACGAUCCCUGUGAACCAGCCGGUGAGACCUGCCGUGUCCCAGAACGCAGCUUUCCUGACUGCGGGGCCUAUCCUGAGGCAGCUGAUUCCCACCGGCAAGCCCGUGGUGGUGGCGUCGCAGAGCGCUGCCCUGCAGGCCUCGCCGCCCGCGCCCGACGCCAGCCCCGCUGUCAAGCAGGCCAAGCAGUGGAAGACCUGCCCCGUUUGCAGUGAGCUCUUCCCAUCCAACGUCUACCAGGUGCACAUGGAGGUGGCUCACAAGCAUGGCGAGAUAAAGGUCGAGGAAAACCUGGAGCCCGACAGGCUUGCGGCUUGCGCGCCGUUCUUGAGGUGGAUGACGGAAAAGACUGUACGGUGCUUGUCCUGCAAGUGUUUCCUGUGUGAAGAAGAGCUCAUGAAACACCUCCUGAUGCAUGGUUUAGCUUGCUUGUUUUGCACACGUAUUUUCCAUGACUUAAAAAGCCUUGUGGAGCACAGUAAGACUAAACAUAUUGGGAAGAAGAAAGUACGUGUGGAUUACAGCAACAGAGGAUUCCAGCUUGAUAAUGAUGCUCAGGGCAACCUUCUAUUUCCACGCUUUGAUUUCAGUACAGUGUUACCAAAAGAAGAGAUUGGGGAAAAUGAAGUCUAUCUGGCAGUGCUUGCGGGAAUAAGUGCAAGGACCCUUGUCCCCAUUUACAUCAAAGUGACGCCUCAGACAGCGGAAGGGAAAACCUGGUGCAACAAAGUGUUUACGUGUCCCUUUUGCUUUGGUAAAUUCUCUGAAGACUGCUACGAGAUGCAUUUGAAGGAGAGGCAUCACGUAAUGCCGACUGUCCAUACGAUUUUGAAGUCUCCUGCUUUCAAGUGCAUCCACUGCUGCGGCGUGUACACUGGAAACAUGACCCUCACGGCCAUUGCUGUGCACUUGCUGCGCUGCAGAAGUGCUCCCAAAGACAGCAACUCCAGCAUGAAGAUGCAGCUGGAGCGCAGCGAGAAGAAGGAGCCGCUCUUCAUAAACGGCGAGAACGUGGCGCUCAAGAGGAAGCAGCCCGAAAGCUGCAGCUUCACGGAAGACCAAACGAGCAGGGAGCAGCAGCCGCACGCGUUAAGUUCUGGCCUGGCUCUGUCUUCAGGCAAGGAAGGGAGUUCGGGGGUAGUGCCUUUCAAGCGACACAAGACCCAUGCUAGGAGCGAGCUGAGGAAACUUCUGUAUUCUAACGACGAUCUCCGCACUCUCGCUGUAGAUCCGCAGCAGUACGAUCACAGGUCGUACGAGGGUCAGAAACAGUUCUUGACAGACUACUUUCACAAGAGGCCAUAUCCUACGAAAAGAGAAAUGGAGUUGCUGUCCGCAGUGCUGUGUGUCCCCAAGGUGGAUGUUGCCACCUUCUUUGGGAAAAAGAGGAGCGUGUGCUUAAGGGCGAUAAAAAGCCACAGUCCCUCAGUGCUGCUGGGUUUCAGUGUUUCUGAGCUGAAAAAUGUUAAGCACAGUUUGAGUAUAAAAGAUGAACCCUUAGAUAUGUAAGAGGUUUUUAAAACAACUAAAGGCAAUCCGUAAUUGCAUACUUAUCAGUUUAGCCAUUUAUUGUACUUGAGUUAUUUGUUUUAACUUGCAGACUGGCCUCUUGAAGGGUUGCUGUAGCAUAAAGGUCUCACUCAGUUGUGACUGUUAUUGUGAAAGACACACGUAGUUGUGUAUUUGCAAAAGCUAAAACCUUCAGAUUUACACUUCUGGAAUUUAUUUUAGCUUUUUACAUUUUCUGGAGUAGAACUUCUUUAUUUUAUUUUGU
Tinamus guttatus (white-throated tinamou) is the source of this 3197-nucleotide messenger RNA. Lineage: Eukaryota; Metazoa; Chordata; Aves; Tinamiformes; Tinamidae. The record is from RefSeq and is a predicted model, not a curated record.